GUUUGUGUUGCACUCCUGUCCAACAGAGGACACUGUGGGACAUCUGAGUCCCCCAAACUGUCCAUUCAGUUUUUAAGAGAAACUGAUUUAGUUAAAUGAAUCUAGAGUUUUCCUCAUUAUUAUUAUUAUUUAUUUUAUUUAUUUUAUUUAUUUUAUUUAUUUUAUUUAUUUUAUUUAUUUUAUUUAUUUUAUUUUGUAGCUGCACAGUUUCCGGUUCCGUACUCCAGUCCAGUAGUUGGUGGUAAAGCACCAAAUCGUUGUUAUCCAGUAGACCUCAAAGCAGAAGCAGCAGAAGCAGAAGAAGACUCAGCUGGCCUCCACUAACUAGUUUUUUAACAACAACGACUCAGUCGAACAAUGUCCACAUCUUGACUAUCGGCCCCAAAACUGCCUUAACUUCAUCCUAGUCCGGUCCGUUUGUUCCUGGUCGAGGUCAGACAUCAUGGAGCCGACUGCACCCAAAAGCAAGCUGAAAAAGCUGAGUGAGGACAGUUUGACCAAACAACCAGAGGAAGUGUUUGAUGUUUUAGAGAAACUCGGUGAAGGUUCCUAUGGCAGCGUGUUCAAAGCCAUCCAUAAGGAGUCAGGCCAGGUGGUGGCCAUCAAGCAGGUUCCUGUGGAGUCUGAUCUGCAGGAGAUCAUCAAGGAGAUCUCCAUCAUGCAGCAGUGUGACAGCCCUUACGUAGUGAAGUACUAUGGCAGCUACUUCAAGAACACAGACCUGUGGAUUGUCAUGGAAUACUGUGGAGCCGGCUCCGUCUCUGACAUCAUCAGACUGCGCAACAAGACGUUGACAGAGGAUGAGAUUGCCACUAUCCUGAAGUCGACACUGAAGGGUCUUGAAUACCUUCACUUCAUGAGGAAGAUCCAUCGGGACAUCAAGGCAGGAAACAUCCUCCUCAACACUGAGGGACACGCUAAACUGGCAGACUUCGGAGUUGCUGGACAACUAACGGACACUAUGGCAAAGAGAAACACUGUGAUCGGUACUCCGUUCUGGAUGGCCCCAGAGGUGAUCCAGGAGAUCGGCUACAACUGUGUGGCCGACAUCUGGUCCCUGGGCAUCACGUCCAUAGAGAUGGCAGAGGGCAAACCUCCCUACGCUGACAUCCAUCCCAUGAGAGCGAUCUUCAUGAUCCCCACCAACCCUCCUCCAACAUUCAGGAAGCCGGAGCUUUGGUCAGACGAAUUCACAGACUUUGUCAAGAAGUGUCUGGUCAAGAAUCCAGAGCAGAGAGCGACCGCCACGCAGCUCCUACAGCACGCAUUCAUCAACCAGGCCAAACCAGUCUCAAUCCUGAGAGACCUGAUAACUGAGGCCAUGGAGAUGAAAGCCAAGAGGCAGCAGGAGCAGCAGAGGGAGCUGGAGGAGGAGGACGACAACUCUGAGGAGGAGACAGAGGUGGACUCUCACACUAUGGUGAAGUCGGGCUCAGAGGGAGCAGGAACCAUGCGGGCCACCAGCACCAUGAGCGACGGGGCGCAGACCAUGAUCGAACACGGCAGCACCAUGCUAGAGUCGGACCUGGGCACUAUGGUCAUCAACAGUGAUGAUGAUGACGACGAGGAGGAAGACCAGGGUUCAAUGAGAAGGCACGCCACCCCCCAGCAGCCAAUGCGUCCGUCCUUCAUGGACUAUUUUGACAAGCAGGACUCCAACAAGGCUGCCCAGCAGCAGGAGAACUACAACCACAACCAGCCGCAGGAGCAGCCGGGCUACCACAUCCAGUCCAAGAACGUCUUCCCCGACAACUGGAAGGUGCCUCAGGACGGAGACUUUGACUUUGUCGCCCAGCUGAAGAACCUGGACUUUGAGGAGCUGCAGCUGCGCCUGACUGCCUUGGAUCCCAUGAUGGAGCGGGAGAUUGAGGAGCUCAGGCAGCGCUACACUGCCAAAAGGCAGCCCAUCCUGGACGCCAUGGAUGCCAAGAAGAGGCGACAACAGAACUUCUGAGUGUCCCUCCCUCUAGUUUCGGUUUCCCAAAGCCCACCAUCACCACUAAACUUACGUCCCAUUGACUCAGAGGAACGAAGAUGACCUUAUUGUCUUUGUUGGAUGCCCACUGCUGUUGUAACUGACUGCUAACUGGCCUCUAAGUGAAGUUAGAGGCUUCUUUUACAUCCAUUUUUGGCGCCUUGUUUGUCUAGAUGCUGUUCAUCCAUUUUAAAUCUUAUAUUUGUUUCUACGGUUCCUGUAAAAGUGCUUUCCCGUGAAUGAUACUCAGGACUGCAGCCAAAGAGAGAACUAAGGCUUGGCGAUUAUACGUCUGAAAGUCACUCGGAAUCCCCAUCAACAUAAGGAAGCCUAUCCUCUGAUCCUCUGGCAGUAGCAGCAGUUUAAUACACAGUGGUCAACGACAAGUGGUCGUUUUUUUCCUCAGACUUUUCACUUUUCAGUGUAAAUAUAAUAUAGAGCAUAGUUUGGAAAUACCUGCAACAAAAAGCUGUGGAGGCUUGUCCAUGACCAAAGACAAUCAAGAUGAUUAAGUUGAGAAUGCCUUAAAAUAUUUGAAACCUAGUUUUACAAUAAGCAAUGUGAUAAAACAGCCAAGUCGUCAGGCGGUUAAAUCCUUUUCCUCACUUGGAGAUGAGCUGGAAGUGGACUGUGGAACGCUGCAAGAAUGGACACAUGACACAAAUCAUGUGGAUGGUGAAGAAUGGAUCAUGCAUGUUUUUUCAUGGUGGACCAGAAAAAUGAUUUCAUUAGUCUUAAUUAUCAUUUAUUUAAUUAUGUUGUCUUUGGGCUUCUUUUAAACAUCCAGUGCAUCUUGGUGCCUCAUAACACACCUGUAACCACUGCUUUAAAAUCACAGCUUUUACUUGACAAAAUGAUCCACUUUACUCAAAUUAAAACCAGAGUUUGCACCGAAAUUCAUUCCUAAGUUAAAAAGAAUUGAUUUCCAUACGAGCGAAAGCAUUCCAAAAUACUUUGACUUUUGUUUUAAUAUCCCUGGAGACUUUAAAAACCCUGCAGAUUUAUUUCAAGGUUCUAAUAAUUAUGUUUUCUGUAAUUGUUCCACACUAAGAUCGAUUAACUUCAGAUUCCAAUAUGACUUUCGAAAAACAUUUUGACUAGAUGUGGAGCGAUCUUAUAUGCAAAGCAGCGAAGAAGGCACGACAAACUGUUUUAUGUUUGUAAAAACACUCAAGUGACUGACUAAUACUUGAGAGAAACAGAGCCGCUGCAUCAGCCACACAUCUAAUGUCUGAAUUACAAGAGAUUUUUCAGCAGAUUUCUCUGCAGCUUAUAUCAAUGUUUCAGCAGUUAUCAUUGAGAAUGUGCUGUUUCUGUUUUCUACAGUAGUUUUCUGACAUUAAGGUGUGAUUAUUAAUGAAGGAAUGAAGUUACUCUUCAUGCUGUGUGUUUUGCGACACAAGCUCAUUUUUAAACAUUUACACAAAACUGUUCAGUGCAGUGAUCGAUUGAGUUGUUCCUUAAACAAAUUUAGGGAAAAUUAAAACUGGUUGUUUAAGCCAUGUGCUUAUCCUAAAAAAAAAUAUAUAAGUAUUGGCUGUUACCAGAUUCUCAGCUAUCAAAUAUUGAAGAUAAUCAUUAUUGGCCUCAAAAAUCCAAUGUCAGUUGGGCUUUAUUUCACAGUUGUGAAUGUGUAAUUGAAAACUCUUCCUACUUUUAUUUCAUGAGGGAAACAAACUGCUCUGCUAUAGUUUCGUUUUGACAUAUUGAUUUUACACGUGCUAUUAAUGACCUUUUUGAAUGAAUAUGACUUUAUAUUUCUUUAAAUACAUGUCCAAUACGUCUGCGGGUUUCUGCUACAUACGAAUGUUAAUAUGCAGUCUUAUGCAUAAUCAACAUUUUGAUAAUCUUAUAAUCCUGUUACACUAUCUUAUGUCUCAUCUGAUCUGGCAAUGUGGCCAAAAUGAGUUGACAUUUUAAACACCACUAUCCAAAUCUCAAUCAGUAUGCUCUCAAUUUCUGAAUGAUGAUGUCUCAAAUGGUUUUUUUUGUUUUUUGUUUUUUACCUGUUCUUUCACAGAAAUCAUUAACAUUCUUGCCAUGAAUUGUUUUCAUAAAUCAAGUCUGCAGUGCAUUGGCAACUCACACACAAGCAUUCACAAUUUUAUUUAUUAAAUGUGUUUUUUUUCUUUUUGUGACACUGGUUUAAAUAUGGUAGCUGAUUUGGCUGUUAAUAUUUCUGCCCUUUGUCAAAUAUAUGUGGCUUGAUUUCCACGUGUUUUUUAGACUAUGCAUGUUUAUAAUUACGUUUGCUUAUUUAGUGGAAUGCUAUUGUAUUAACUGCACAGCUGAGAGUACUGUUAAUGUGGAAGCUGGAUUUUCAGCUUUAACAGAAACUAUUUUGCUCUGUACAAUUAAGAAAAAAAAAAAGCCCUGUUUAAAAUAUGACAUAGCGGAGAAUCUGCCAUAUAUGUAUAGUUAUCUGAAAUCAUUGUUUGACUGCUAUAUGAUUUUCAUUUAUUUCGCUGUUAUUUCCACUAUAUAUAAUGACUUAUGAGGAUGUAGAGUGGAAUGUAAGCAUUUAUGUUUUGAACCACCUAAUUUAUUAUCUUUUGUUUGUAAUACUUUAUUUUGAAAAGGUGCAAGAAAUAAUAAAAGUUACUUAUAGUUAACCAUAA
This is a messenger RNA of Sebastes umbrosus (honeycomb rockfish), 4593 nucleotides long. It is a transcript of the gene stk3, whose product is annotated as serine/threonine kinase 3 (STE20 homolog, yeast). The coding region runs from base 443 to 1954 and encodes 503 amino acids. Gene Ontology annotation, cellular component: cytoplasm. Lineage: Eukaryota; Metazoa; Chordata; Actinopteri; Perciformes; Sebastidae. Gene Ontology annotation, molecular function: ATP binding; protein serine/threonine kinase activity. The transcript is spliced from 11 exons. Gene Ontology annotation, biological process: protein tetramerization; protein phosphorylation; regulation of MAPK cascade. The record is from RefSeq and is a predicted model, not a curated record.